CUCCGCCUAUGAUCUGAUAAGAUUGUCGAUUUUUAUUUUUAUUUUUUGUAACCAAACAAACCCCAAAAUUCUCUCUUUGCUCUCGAAUAUUCGCGCUCGAAUUCUUCACACAGCGCUGAAAGUUCAAAAAUGUUAUCUGCCGAUUUCUUGCACCUCUGAUUCCUCCAAAGUUUCAGACUUUAGCCUCAUCAGGAUCAGAUGGCCGUUCUGUUACCGUCGUCGAGAAUCUCUUCAUUUUCCGUCUGCCGACGUCCGGUGGGGGUUUUUUCCGAUACAAAGAGCAGGGCUGUGCAGCAGAUCGCUAUUCCUGCAGCAAGCAAUAGAAAGGAAAAUGUGAGGAUUAGGGUUUUAUCGAGUGUUAAGGAUUUGGAGGAGGCUACUGCGAUUUUGGAGGAUAAUGUGGGGUUGUACGACCAAUUCUCGGCUCCUAAGGCAAAUGUUAGCAAAGAGGAAGAGGAGAAGCGGGAUUACUAUCUCAACACGGGCUACGCUAUCCGGACUCUAAGAGAGGAGUUCCCUACUCUGUUUUACCAAGAGCUUAGCUUUGAUAUCUACAGGGAUGAUAUUGUCUUCAAAGAUCCACUCAACACUUUUGUCGGCAUUGAGAAUUAUAAAUCAAUCUUUUGGGCAUUACGGUUCCAUGGCAGGAUAUUUUUUAGGGCUUUGUGGAUUGACAUUGUUAGCGUGUGGCAGCCUGUGGAGAAUUUGAUAAUGGUGCGUUGGACUGUCCAUGGCAUCCCUCGUGUGCCUUGGGAGAGCCGUGGGCGAUUUGAUGGCACUUCAGAAUACAAACUAGAUAAGAAUGGGAAGAUAUAUGAGCACAGGGUCCAUAAUAUUGCUCUAAAUGCACCUCCAAAGUUCCGCGUGCAAGCUCUGCAGGAAAUGAUUCAAUACAUUGGCUGCCCAUCGACACCAAAGCCAACUUUCUUUGAGAUCUCAUCCUCAUCAUUCAAGAACAUUAUGGCACUAGUGAAUUCAAGCGGGUUCAGACAUCACCUGUCUUCAAUUUUAACCUGUGUUUGGAAGAAGAACGAGGAAUCAUCUGACAAAGAAUAGCAUCCAUCCCACAUGGAGUGUGCGUGCGACAAGACAAAGCUUAAAACUUUUGUGAAUCUGUGAAGAAAAAUGAGAGCCCUUGCUAGGGUUUUCAUGCUCAUGCUCAUGCUCAUGCUCAUAAUGUGGAUGGAGUGUAUAUUUGAUAGUAAAUGCAACUAAGCCUGUGUACCAGCUCAGAGUUUAACUGAGUGGGGAUUUGUAAAAUUUUGUAUAGUGGUAUAGCCUAGCUGCCCAGUACAGGAUUUCAUGUUUUUUAGCACCUGCUACAUACAUCAAACUUGGUCCCUAUAAUAAACUAUUCUUGGUUUUGCACUUUACAUCAGAAAUGGUUAACCCAAAA
Messenger RNA from Ipomoea triloba (trilobed morning glory), 1396 nucleotides. RefSeq lists its product as uncharacterized. The transcript is spliced from 2 exons. The coding region runs from base 199 to 1056 and encodes 285 amino acids. Lineage: Eukaryota; Viridiplantae; Streptophyta; Magnoliopsida; Solanales; Convolvulaceae. The record is from RefSeq and is a predicted model, not a curated record.